CGAGGCGCCGCGACCCAACCCUGCGGCCGGCUUCGGCCCCGAGGGUCCCAACCAAAACUAGGUAUUCUAACCAAAGCCUGGGGCUGGAAGGAAGGAGCAACACUGAUAUCUCCAAAUUCCUACAAGUUCCAAUUGCAAGAAACAGCUGACUCCCUUCAGAAUGACCUCCUACAGCCCUCCUGCUUUCAGGCUAGAAACAUCAGAUGGAGGCCAAGAAGAUGGUACUGAGGUGCAAAAAGGAAAGCGGGGCUCUGGUGAAGGGCCACCUCCCAUGGAGUCAUUAUUUCAGGAGGAAGACCGGAACUUCUCCCCUCAGAUCAAAGUGAACCUCAAUUACAGAAAGGGAAAGGGAGCAGGCACCAGCCAGCCUGAUCCUAACCGCUUUGACCGUGACCGGCUCUUCAGAGUGGUUGCCCAAGGUGUUCCCGAGGAUUUGGCUGGGCUGUCUGAGUACCUGUGCCGGACCAGCAAAUAUCUUACUGACUCAGAGUACACAGAGGGCUCAACUGGGAAGACUUGCUUGAUGAAGGCUGUGCUUAACCUUCGGGAUGGGGUCAACGACUGCAUCCUGCCACUGCUACAAAUUGAUCGGGACUCUGGCAAUCCCAGGCCCUUGGUGAAUGCCCAAUGCACUGAUAAGUACUACCGAGGCCACACUGCUCUUCACAUAGCCAUUGAGAAAAGGAGCCUGCAGUGUGUGAAGCUCCUGGUGGAGAAUGGGGCCAAUGUGAAUGCCCGAGCCUGCGGUGACUUCUUCCAAAGGAGCCGUGGGACUUGUUUCUAUUUCGGAGAGCUACCUCUUUCACUAGCUGCGUGCACCAAGCAAUGGGACGUGGUGUCCUACCUCCUGGAGAACCCCCACCAGCGUGCCAGCCUGGAGGCCAUCGACUCCCAGGGAAACACAGUCCUGCAUGCCUUGGUGAUGAUUGCAGACAACUCAGCUGAGAACAGCGAACUGGUGAUCAGUAUGUAUGACAAGCUCCUCCAAGCUGGAGCUCGUGUCUGUCCCACAGUGCAGCUCGAGGACAUCACCAACCAUCAGGGCCUCACACCCUUGAAGCUGGCUGCCAAGGACGGCAAAAUUGAGAUUUUCAGACACAUCCUGCAACGGGAGUUCUCAGGGCCAUGCCAGUCUCUUUCUCGGAAGUUCACUGAGUGGUGUUAUGGGCCUGUCCGUGUGUCACUCUAUGACUUGGCCUCUGUGGACAGCUGGGAGGAGAAUUCAGUGCUGGAGAUCAUCGCCUUUCAUUGCAGAAGCCCGCACCGACACCGAAUGGUGGUCUUAGAACCACUGAACAAACUGCUGCAGGCGAAAUGGAACCUGCUUCUUUCCAAGUUCUUCUUCAACUUCCUGUGCUACAUUGUCUAUACGGUCAUCUUCACUCUUGUUGCCUAUCACCAGCCUUCCCUGGACCAGGGCUUCCUCCAAAAAGUGGCAACUGAGACCCCCUUUCUGCUGCUGGGUCACAUCAUCAUCUUCCUUGGGGCCAUCUACCUCCUAUUGGGCCAGCUGUGGUACUUCUGGAGACGCCGGACGUUCAUCUGGAUCUCAUUCAUGGACAGCUACUUUGAAAUUCUCUUUCUGCUCCAGGCCCUGCUCACAGUACUAUCCCAUGUGCUGUGUUUCCUGUCUACUUCAUGGUACCUACCUCUGCUUGUGUUCUCCUUGGUGCUGUGCUGGCUGAACCUGCUUUACUACACACGUGGUUUCCAGCACACCGGCAUCUACAGCGUCAUGAUUCAGAAGGUCAUCCUGAGGGACCUGCUGCGCUUCCUUCUGAUCUAUUUGGUCUUUCUAUUUGGCUUCGCUGUAGCUCUGGUGAGCUUGAGCCGGGAUGUUCCAAAGUCAGACUCCAAUGUCACAGAAAGUGCUCGGACGCAAGAGGGGCAGGAGAACAAGGAAAUUAGCUCAGUUCCCUAUGAAAACAUCCUGGAUGCCUCCUUAGAGCUCUUCAAGUUCACUAUCGGCAUGGGUGAGCUGGAAUUCCAGGACCAACUGCUCUUCCGUGGAAUGGUGCUGCUACUACUGCUGGCCUAUGUGCUGCUCACCUACAUCCUGUUGCUCAACAUGCUGAUUGCCCUCAUGAGCGAGACAGUCAACAGUGUCGCCACUGACAGCUGGAGCAUUUGGAAGCUUCAGAAAGCCAUCGCUGUUCUGGAGAUGGAGAAUGGCUACUGGUGGUGCAGGAGAAAGAGGGUCAGGGCUGGAGUGCUGUUGACAGUUGGCACCAGGCCAGACGGCAGACCUGAUAAGCGCUGGUGCUUCAGAGUGGAGGAAGUGAACUGGGCUGCAUGGGAGCAGACACUUCCAACAGUGUGUGAGGAGCCAUCAGAGCCGGAUAGCCCUGGCAGCACAAAGAAACCUGCCUUGGCCUAUUCUCCUCGAAAGGGCAGUGUCUUGGAAGGAAACCAGCUGCCUCUUCAACUCCUGGAAUCUCACUGAAGUCCCAGAUGAGCUGGAGGGCAGGACCUACAGAGCAAGAAACUGUUCCAACCCCACCUGCUGGUACAGGGACCCAUGGGAACAAUUCAGGCAAAUAUAAGAAUUUUCUCUU
Messenger RNA from Suncus etruscus (white-toothed pygmy shrew), 2555 nucleotides. RefSeq names its product transient receptor potential cation channel subfamily V member 2 (gene TRPV2). Lineage: Eukaryota; Metazoa; Chordata; Mammalia; Eulipotyphla; Soricidae. Gene Ontology annotation, molecular function: protein binding; calcium channel activity. Bases 161 to 2443 code for a protein of 760 amino acids. The record is from RefSeq and is a predicted model, not a curated record. Gene Ontology annotation, biological process: calcium ion import across plasma membrane. The transcript is spliced from 15 exons. Gene Ontology annotation, cellular component: membrane.